This is a messenger RNA of Ornithodoros turicata, 1729 nucleotides long. Its product is annotated as alkaline phosphatase-like. The record is from RefSeq and is a predicted model, not a curated record. The transcript has 8 exons. Gene Ontology annotation, biological process: dephosphorylation. Gene Ontology annotation, molecular function: alkaline phosphatase activity. Bases 129 to 1526 code for a protein of 465 amino acids. NCBI's taxonomy places the organism in Eukaryota, Metazoa, Arthropoda, Arachnida, Ixodida, Argasidae.
GGUGUUGCGUUCUACACUGUUUGUUGUUUGCGUUUGUGGUUUUGGGGAAGUGCGACAGCGUCAACUUUGUUUACCCAAAUAAGAAUCGAAACAAUGAAGCCAAGGCAUCCUACUGGAGACAGCUUGCGAUGGAUGAAAUUCGUAGACGAUCUGAGUACCAGCCAAAUACAAGAAGGGCUCGCAACAUAAUCUUCUUCUUGGGCGACGGCAUGGGUAUAUCGACAGUGACUGCGGGACGGAUCUACAGGGGCCAGCGGCGCGAUGGGUCGAGUGGAGAGGAAGGCUGCCUCUCCUGGGAUCGUUUUCCUCACGUUUCUCUGCACAAGACUUACGGACUCGAUGCACAGACGUCGGACUCUGCGAACACAGCUACGGCAUACCUGUGCGGCGUCAAGGCAAACGUUAAAACGAUUGGGGUUGAUUCAAGAAUCAAGGCAGGUGAAUGCCACACUGACAAGACAACCCACGUGUCAAGUAUCAUGACCUGGGCGCAGACGGAAGGCUUGUGGACCGGUCUCGUGACCACAACGUCAGUUACACAUGCGAGUCCAGCUGGCACCUAUGCACAUGUCGGACACAGGGGGUGGGAGGGCUAUGUGCCGAACCACUGCAUGGUCAAUGACACAAAAGAUAGCGCCCGCCAACUUGUAGAAGAAAGUCCAGGUAACGAGUUCAGGGUAAUCUUAGGCGGGGGUCGUAUGAAUUUUAUAAACAAUACACAAAACGAUGAAGAAGGACUGAAGGGAAAUCGUAGAGACGGAAGGAACUUGAUUGAACAAUGGAUGAAAUCAAAAGAAGGAAAGAGCAACGCCCGUUACAUUUGGAGCAAGGAACAAUUACUGAGCGUUGAUCCAUCGACCACUGAUUAUCUACUUGGUCUACUGGGCUCAACUCGCCUACCUUUCGUGAUGGAACAAGAUAAGAACUGCAGUAGCUACCCUACUCUACAAGAAAUGACAGAGGUAGCAAUAAAAAUACUACAGCGAGGACCAAAAGGAUUUGUCCUAUUUGUCGAAGGUGGUCUUAUUGAUUAUGCUCAUCACGCCAAUCGCGCUGCCUUUGCUUUGGAAGAAACCGUUGGAAUGGACGACGCAGUGAUAUCAGCAAUGAAGCUUGUCGACACAAAGGAGGCGCUGAUUUUAGUUUCUGCUGAUCAUUCCCAUGCCUUCACGAUAGGAGGAAAACCGGAAAGAGGAAAGGACAUUCUUGGGAUAGGAGGCUACUCGACAGAUGGCUAUCCAAUUACUACACUUUCCUACGCCAACGGCCCGGGUUAUAAUGAAACAAAAGUAAACUACACAGACGCUGAAACAACGGAUCCUAACUUUGUCCAGAAGGCAACGUUCCGAAGGUACCUAGCCACUCACGGGGGAGAAGACAUCGCCACGUACGCCAUCGGACCCUGGUCCCAUCUCUUCUCUGGCGUACAGGAUCAAACAUAUAUUCCUUAUGCCAUCUCCUAUGCUGCCUGCUUCGGUCAGUUUGCUGGCAGCAAUUGUCACACGUGCAAGACGUCCACCGGUUAAUUGACGCUUUGUUUCAAUUUUUUUAUUCUAUUGUAAGGUCAUGAGAGAUGCUUUUCGUUAUUGAUACUUUGCUUUUCUACUGCGGAUAUCACUGCAAACGUACGUGUGUUAUCAUAUCAGGCUAGAAUGCGAAAACUAUAAAAGACUCCACUGAGUGAAAAAGACGUGUACUUCAAAAGACAACAAGGAGAACGGGAAGAGGA